Trichomonas vaginalis G3 is the source of this 1266-nucleotide messenger RNA. Its product is annotated as nucleoside transmembrane transporter protein. Gene Ontology annotation, cellular component: plasma membrane. Gene Ontology annotation, biological process: nucleoside transmembrane transport. The record is from RefSeq and is a predicted model, not a curated record. The transcript has a single exon. Bases 1 to 1266 code for a protein of 421 amino acids. Lineage: Eukaryota; Parabasalia; Trichomonadida; Trichomonadidae. Gene Ontology annotation, molecular function: nucleoside transmembrane transporter activity.
AUGUCUCAAGAAGAUCCUCAAGUAGUUGAAGACGUAGAGUCUGGUGAGGUCAAGAAGGAUUCCGAAUAUACAUCUGAUGAUAAGAAGUCUGAAGAGUCAUCAACACAAUUAGACAACAAAGAUAGCGAAAAGAAGGAUGAUAACAUUGAAAAUAGAGUUACAUUUACUAUUGAAAUGUUCUUCUUCCUUAUCGGAACAAAUAUCUUGUACAGUUACAAUACAUUUCUUAAUGGCAAUGAUUUCUUUGUCAAAUUAUUCCCAGAAAGAGACAUUGGUAUGGAACUUUCACGAGUUUUAACUAUUUCCAGUGGUGUUUGCUAUCUUAUUACUCUUCCUUUCAUUGAACAAUUUACGUUAGUCUCUAGAAUGUAUGCUUCAACAAUUUUAAUGGCUGCUGUUCAAAUUAUAGUUUGGAUUUACGUUAAUGUUGGAACUCCAAAGUACCAAGUUGUUUAUACUCUUGCUGCUCUUACUUCUGUUGCACAAAGUGUUUUAUAUGGUACAUCAAUGGGUUUUGCAGGACUCUUCGGCUUAAAGACUUCUGCUAUGGCAAACACUGGUGUUGCACUUGGUGGCCUUAUUUCUUCCAUCCUCAGAAUGAUCUCAAAGACAUUCCCAAGAGGUGAUGGAUGGUUCUACUUUGCAUUUGCUGUUAUCUGCACAUCAUCAUCAGCUAUUUGCUUCCAUAUCUUCAACAAGACAGAAAUUUGCCAAGAAAGAGUAAAAUUAGCUCAAACAUCAUCCAACUUCUUAGUCAGAAUGAAGAGAAUUGGUGGUGUUUUCAAGAAGAUCUGGCCUUUCGUUCUUGAAGGCUUCUUUAACAUGGCAAUCACACUUACCUUCUUCCCUGGAUAUGCAUUCUAUGUUGGUGAUCAUCACAAUUUAGGCGAUUGGUACAUGACAAUCAUUCUCUUCAUGUUUAUGGUUGGUGAUUUCGUUGGAAGACUCAUUACAAGAUGGUUCUCAUGGCCAUCUGCCAAGUAUCUUUGGAUCCCUCAUCUCUGCAGACUUAUCUUCAUUGUUCUUUAUGUUUGCCCAGUUGAAGGUGUUUUCCUCCAGGAUGACAUUUUCAUUGACUUUGUAACACUUGCACUCUCAUUAACAGGUGGAUAUUGGGGUGGUCUUUGCAUUACAUACACUGCUACAAGUGAGAAACUCGAGAAGGAAGAAAUUGAUCUCGCUGUUUUCUGCACAGUUCUCGCUACAAACCUCGGCGUUUUUGCCGGAUCAUGGCUUACAUUUGCUGCACAGGCUGGUCACAAAUAA